UUAGUUUUUAAGAUUUCAAUUUCAUUCUUUGUUUCCUUUAGGUGCCACUGGGUGUAAUACUUAAAAAUGAGAAUAAUUUAGAUGAUAUGAUAGAGAUUCUUGAAGAAGUUAGUAUGUUCCUGUAUCUCAGAGGGAGGAAAGCGACUGUGUUACACAAAAGAUGGUUUCAGCUGAUCGAUUGCACUGUUUGUUGAUUGGGGGAGACCAACUUACAUGUAAGAGGAUUGAAACAGCAAUCGAAUUACGGCAGAAUGGCUCAACACCAAUUCAUGCUCUAAAAGGUAUACAGCCUGUAUGUGAAGACUGGCAUGCCAAGAAAUGUUUACUUGAAGUGAUUUGGAAGAAGUUUUAUGAUACUAAGAGUUUCAUGGACAAAGGAAGCAUGGCACAAUUGAGGAAUUUAAUAGAUCGGAGAAAUAUCAGUGCUGAUUCGGAAAGUGACUAUAAUGCCUGUGACGAUUUUUUCACUGUAGUAGUUGAGUGUCAUAUCAUUGCUGCAGCUAUGCAGUACUUGAAGAUGGCUACAAUCAAUGACCAACCAUCUCACUCUCUGCUUAUUGGCCUCGCCCAGCUUUGC
This is a messenger RNA of Amphimedon queenslandica, 577 nucleotides long. RefSeq lists its product as uncharacterized. The record is from RefSeq and is a predicted model, not a curated record. NCBI's taxonomy places the organism in Eukaryota, Metazoa, Porifera, Demospongiae, Haplosclerida, Niphatidae. The annotation marks the transcript as partial. The transcript is spliced from 2 exons.